AACUGCACGGAAGGCUACAACUGCGAGGUUGUGAAUCCUUGGUACUACCAAUGCCGGGCAGCCAAGGCCGUCAAAACGGUCGAGCAGUGGGGCCAGUGUGGUGGCGUGGACUACCGUGGGCUGACCAAGUGCCCCGCUGGAUUUGAGUGCAACUACGUCAACGAUUGGUACUCACAGUGCAUCCCCAAGAAAAACCCAUAA
Molecule: messenger RNA, 201 nt
Organism: Phytophthora sojae
Lineage: Eukaryota; Oomycota; Peronosporomycetes; Peronosporales; Peronosporaceae
Exons: 1
Biological process (GO): carbohydrate metabolic process
Cellular component (GO): extracellular region
Molecular function (GO): cellulose binding
Source: RefSeq, a predicted model, not a curated record